Aspergillus steynii IBT 23096 is the source of this 1989-nucleotide messenger RNA. RefSeq lists its product as uncharacterized. The transcript has a single exon. Lineage: Eukaryota; Fungi; Ascomycota; Eurotiomycetes; Eurotiales; Aspergillaceae. The record is from RefSeq and is a predicted model, not a curated record. Bases 1 to 1989 code for a protein of 662 amino acids.
AUGAGGCUUCGCAGCAGUAUCCGCCCGCCCAAACGGUUCAAUUCUGAGGAUUAUGAAGCUCCUUUCUCACAGGUUUCCUUACGUCGACCCCAAAAAGACAUAGAAAGACCACCUAUCAUUGAAUUUAAUCCCAACUUGCCGCCGGCCGCAUUCCCGACUUUGGACAAGCCCCGGGUUCCUGGAUCGAACGAUGGCAACAUUGACACUCCUCAGGAUGAUUUGGACAGUGAGGUUGACUUCGACGACAUCACGUUUGCUGAGAUCGAGAAUCUCAAAGCCAGCAAUGGGCCCCUGAAUCCAAUCUACGUGAGGAACAUGAAUUUGAUGGCAAACGCAGGCCGACCCUCAUCACAUACGGAUCACGACGUGGAAGAUACCGCUUGGGGCUCAAUUUUUGAUGACUUUGACCAAGAAUUCCCCCUGGCAAGUGAAUCCAUGACCCUCCCUCCUAUCCUUACUCAGUGGCCUCAACCAGGCACGGAUCCGUUGCUGACUAUGCCUAAUAAGCCUGCUCCCCUGAUCCCAGAUCCAGAAUGGAGCGAUAUGCCUAUUUCUCUCAGAGUUGAGAUAUUCAGUAACCUUCUCGAGUCGCUCAGCUGGCCACAGGCAUGCAACCAGUUGGGACUUAAUGUCCAAGAUCAAAUUCAACUCCAAAAGAAGUGGGCCGAGCGGGACAAGCAGGUCGACGACGAAGAUGAACUACUGGCAGAGAUGCGAGCGCAGCAGCUGAGGGAGUCGAUGCGAGUCGACAACAGUUCUCCGAAUCAUGAUUUGAAGUCGCUUCAGACGAGAAUGCAGGAAAUAGGCGACGAUGCCAUUAGCAGGCUGAGAAGGAGACCUCAGGCAAAGCACUUGAUGUGCAACACCGACGAUAUCGCUAUUGCCAGGAGAUUCCUAGACAAACAGGGGCUGAACCCCAGACUUAUCGGGGAAUGGAGCAACAGCAUUCCCGUUGUCGAGGGCUAUAAAGAAGGAGAAAACGACAACCAUUGGAUGGCAGGAACCUUUGAGUGGACUUUGGAACCAUUUGGUAUUAGAAUCAGUGAAUCGCCUUUCGGUUCUACCCCUGCUAGGGACAACGCAGCUACUUGGAACGAAUCCACCGAGUCAACACCUUCCAGGACAUCAGUCAUUGAUAGUUUCGGGACAGAACCUUCAGUCAGUCCAAUAGACACGGUCCGACGUCGAAGCGGUGUUGUUAAUCCUGCUCCCAGGUGGAUCAACGACCCAACCUCGAGUUCGUGGCGGCCCUCUCCAUCCAGCGCACUUGUUAAUCUGAGCAUUGGCACGGAGCGAGCUGCUCAAAUUCACCCGGCAAGAUCGGUUCGUCAAAACCCUCCACAGGACUGCGUCUCUGAGAACCCCACCCCGACAGUAGGUGAUGCUGCUACUGAUACUCCUGAUACGAGAACAGCCCUAGCCCCAGCCCCAGCCCCAAUCCCAAAACCAGCUUCAACUAGCUCCCAGAAGCCAGUACGGCGAACAUUGGGUGGGAAUUGGUCAUAUUUGUCUGCUGCGCCCAAUCCGAAUCUUAGGAGGACCUCCACUAGACGCCCGCGGAAGAGACCGGACGAAGUCAAAUCAGGCGCGAGAAAAGAGAAUCCCAGGGCUGAUCGUGGCAGCAUUGAGCAGCGAUGUGCCGCUCCUCAGCCAGGGGAGAGCUUUUUACCUAGGGCUCGGCCAAAAUUAACCAGAACUUUGUCAGACCCAUCCUCGAGCAUCCCGACAACCUACCGGGGAUUACCAACCUUCAACACAGAGACGUCAGAAGCAGCUUUACCCGUCCUGCCAGAAAACAGGAGAGAAGAAGCCGAUGAUAUGACAACCACGCCCCCAACCUCUGAUACCCGGCCAACUGCACAGACAUCUGAAAGCGAAGUCGCGAACGGUGCAAUGGAACUGGACGAAACGGAAUUAUACGAAAUGGAAUUGGACGAAUUGGACGAGAUGGAUGAAGUGGUUCUUGUCCCAUCCGGCCCUUCGGCCUAG